Messenger RNA from Stegostoma tigrinum, 2326 nucleotides. RefSeq names its product ETS-related transcription factor Elf-5-like. Gene Ontology annotation, biological process: regulation of transcription by RNA polymerase II; cell differentiation. NCBI's taxonomy places the organism in Eukaryota, Metazoa, Chordata, Chondrichthyes, Orectolobiformes, Stegostomatidae. Gene Ontology annotation, cellular component: nucleus. Bases 325 to 1047 code for a protein of 240 amino acids. Gene Ontology annotation, molecular function: DNA-binding transcription factor activity, RNA polymerase II-specific; sequence-specific DNA binding. The record is from RefSeq and is a predicted model, not a curated record. The transcript has 6 exons.
ACAUAUGCUUUAUUCUCUUUCUGUCACUCACUCUCUCUCUCUCUCUCUCUCUAUCUCUCUCUCUAUCUCUCUCUCUCUCUCUCUCUGUCUUUCAUACCCACAAGCACAGACACUCGUCAAUUUAUCCUGGUCACCUGUGCUGUAAGGAUAUUCCCAAAGCUUUUGACGAUUGUCGCCCAGAGAUCAGGUCUUGGCACCCAGAAGCCCAUUUUUUUCUUCCUGCGUCUCUUGUGGAAUGAGUAAGAGUUGAAUUCUGCCUGUUGUGUUCUCUUGAUCUCACGGGACUGAGAACCUGUGUGGGCUGGGACCACCUGAGAAGCUGAAAUGUAUUUCCAACAGCCACCAGUGAUCCCCAUUCACUGCAAACUGGGGGAUUAUGACAGUACCGCCACCACAAGCAACGGAACAGAACUGGCCAUGCUGUCCAAACCUAUAAUGUCUGAACGGUCUGAUAUUUUUCUUGGAAGCAGAGAUACAGAAUUCUUCCUUCCAAUCAUUCCCACCACAUUUCAUCCAAUAGAAACAGAUUUUCCAGAGAUGAGGGAUUCACAUCUUUACGCAGAACACAGCAUCUUCAAAGGCUUGUUGGCAACCGUGACAACGUACCAUAGUAAUCCUGAGCAAGUGGGCCCUCCGGUUAAACAGGUUCUACCCAGCAUCGACUUCUUGAUGUCUCCCAAUAAAAUCAAAUGCAGCACUGAUGUCAAACAGCAUGAGAAACUUCCAAAAUGCAGGACGAAUCCACAGAGGCGAGGCCAAAGCAUUCACCUGUGGGAGUUUAUCCGGGAUUUGUUGCUGAACCCCACGGAAAACAGUGAGAUCCUGCGAUGGGAGAACCGGCGAGCAGGAAUCUUCCGUGUAGUUAAAUCCAACGCCUUUGCCCAGCUGUGGGGAAGCAAAAAAAACAAUAAAGGAAUGAACUAUGAGAAGCUGAGCCGAGCACUGAGACACUACUACAAAACUGGAAUCCUGGAACGUGUGGAUGGGAGACUGACAUACAAAUUUGGACAGAAAGCUUAUGGAUGGGAAGAAGCUUGGAGUCUGUAAAUACACGCAGAGGUUCAGACAUUGAGUUAACCCUUCCUCAGCUGGCAGCAAUGAUAUGAAGUGAUCUCGCUGACUCAUGAAUGUGGAAAUUCCUACGCACCUCAGUUACGGAAUAUCCCAGGAAUGUUUUGGACUUAACCACAAUGCCAGCAAGAUUAACAAAGGCGCCUCUAAAUCCUCAUUGCACAAUACCAGCCUGGUUCUUGAGGGGACUUCCUGAAUAUUUCCAAAAGGUAAAACUAACAUUGGAGGAGAAAUUGUGUGAGGCUUUGCUAACACCAAAAGUUCUAACAAAGCAGAGUGGAAAAAUAGGAAUCGAGGUCAGAUCAGAGCAUUUCAGGUGAUCCCAGUUUUCUAAAUAUUGAUCAGAAAGUCUGUCAUGUUAUGAGCAUUAGUCUCUGCCUGAUUUCCAGCCUGCACUUCCACGAUGCAGCCUCACAAACUUUACCCUCAAAUAUCUACACAUGCAGUCUAAUCUUUAAAAUACAUCAUACUAAGAAUGGGAGAGACCAUUCAGUUCUUUCUCUCAUGUCAUUUGUCCAUGGCUAAUGUGUAUCUUAAUUCCAUCCCUUCCCCCUGUUAUGAUUUUAGACACCCCUGCCUGGAGACCUGCUGUUCUGAUAUGUCAAAGCCUUUCCAAGAUUAACCAAGGGGCCUGUGUCAUUUAAAGUUCCGGAUUCUUGGCACAAGUCAUUGGUCACUUUCUUUCCUGCAUAUCAUGGCUGUACCCUAGAUGGGUCAUGUUUUGCUGGCGUCUCCCCUAUGAUCCAUUGCACAUCUGCCAUUCCCAAACUUUAUGCAUCAUAACAUAGGAAAUAAGCCAUUUGACUCAAUGAACCUGUUCCAGCAUUUAGCAAGAUCAUGGCUGACUCUUGAUGGAAUUUUCUUGUACUAUUCCCAAAUCUCCUGACAUCUUUAAUAUGUAAAAACCUAUUGAUAAUGACAGCACUUCCUCAGUCCAUUUGGAAGAGAAUUCCAAAAGAGUUCAGUCUGGUGACCCACAGUUGCACUUCUGCAUUCUGUUCUGUUCCCCUGAUGCACUUUUAUAAGGUAUGAUUUGUCUGGGUAGCAUGCAAUACAGUACUUUUCACGGUAUCUCUGCACGUGAUCAUACUAAAUCAAACCAGAUCAAGCCACCUAGCCAAUUUUGUACUGAACUUGUAUUGAAGAAUGCACCUAAGCAUCUUGUACCUAAGAUGUCACCGUGUCUGGAGAUUUGUAAACUUUCCACUGCAUUCAGCUGAGUAUGUGACAAUAAAACUAAUUCAAUUCAAUUCAA